CGACAUCUCUAUUCGCGAUCUGUUAUUUACAUUAUUUUCCUUCCAUAAUCAUCGCAUCAUCUCAAAGUUAGCCUUAUUUUUAGGAAAAGAAGAGUAUUCAAAGUAUUCGCAGCUAUCAAAGCAUUAUAUUGUGUCGCCUAAAUCUCUAGUCAACAGCGACAGAGUGAUCGAAGAGGAUUCAUAACUGCAUCAGCAAUGGUGAAUGUUAUGAAAGGUGUCCUCGUUGAAUGUGAUCCGGCUAUGAAACAAUUCCUGCUUCACUUGGAUGAAACCCAGUCACUUGGUCGCAAAUUUAUCAUACAAGAUUUGGACGAAAGGCAUCUGUUCAUUUCAACGGAUAUUAUCGAAACCCUUCAGGCUCGCGUGGAUGAUUUGAUGGAUCGAAUCAGUGUGUCACUGCACGAGAAAGAAGCAUAA
This is a messenger RNA of Malaya genurostris, 417 nucleotides long. RefSeq names its product general transcription factor IIH subunit 5 (gene Tfb5). Gene Ontology annotation, biological process: transcription by RNA polymerase II; nucleotide-excision repair, preincision complex assembly; transcription initiation at RNA polymerase II promoter. Lineage: Eukaryota; Metazoa; Arthropoda; Insecta; Diptera; Culicidae. Gene Ontology annotation, cellular component: transcription factor TFIIH core complex; transcription factor TFIIH holo complex. The transcript has 2 exons. The record is from RefSeq and is a predicted model, not a curated record. The coding region runs from base 196 to 417 and encodes 73 amino acids.